AUGGUCAGAGGAGCCCGGCAGCCUCAGCAGCCGCGGAGUCGCCUGGCCGCCAGACUGACUGGCACAGUGGAGAAGCCACCUCGGAAACGGAGAAGCAGGACUGAAUUUGCUCUUCAAGAAAUCAUGAGCGUUGGAGGCGCUGAAGAUGACAUCCCACAGGGAGAGAGGAAAACAGUCACUGAUUUUUGUUAUCUUCUGGAUAAAUCGAAGCAGCUAUUCAAUGGGUUAAGAGAUUUGCCACAAUAUGGGCAGAAGCAGUGGCAAUCCUAUUUUGGAAGAACUUUUGAUGUUUACACCAAACUCUGGAAGUUCCAGCAGCAGCACCGACAAGUCUUGGAUAAUCGAUAUGGCUUGAAGCGGUGGCAAAUAGGGGAAAUUGCUUCUAAGAUUGGGCAGCUAUACUACCAUUAUUACUUACGCACAUCUGAGACCAGCUAUCUGAAUGAGGCUUUCUCCUUCUAUUCUGCAAUCAGACAGAGAUCUUACUAUUCUCAAGUCAAUAAAGAAGACAGACCUGAGUUGGUAGUUAAGAAGCUGCGAUACUAUGCAAGAUUUAUAGUAGUUUGUCUUCUUCUCAACAAAAUGGAUGUGGUAAAGGAUCUGGUGAAGGAAUUGUCCGAUGAAAUUGAAGAUUACACUCACCGCUUUAAUACUGAAGAUCAAGUGGAGUGGAACCUGGUGCUUCAGGAAGUGGCAGCUUUUAUCGAGGCAGACCCCGUGAUGAUACUGAAUGACGAUGAUACCAUUGUUUCCACAUCGAACCGCCUUGCUGACACAGGAGCCCCCCUGCUGGAACAGGGCAUGAUUGUGGGGCAGCUGUCCCUGGCUGACGCACUCCUUAUUGGUAAUUGUAGUAACCAGGUUAAAUUCAGUGAACUAACAGUUGACAUGUUCCGGAUGUUACAAGCCCUGGAAAGGGAGCCAAUGAAUUUAGCUUCCCAGAUGAAUAAGCCAGGAAUGCAGGAUUCAGCUGACAAGCCUACCAGGCGAGAAAAUCCCCACAAGUACCUGCUCUACAAACCCACCUUCAGCCAACUGUACACAUUCUUAGCAUCAUCUUUUAAGGAGCUGCCUGCCAAUAGCGUGCUUCUGAUUUACCUGUCAGCCACUGGCGUUUUCCCAACAGGUCGUUCUGAUAGUGAAGGUCCUUAUGAUUUUGGAGGGGUACUUACUAAUAGUAAUCGGGAUAUUAUAAACGGAGAUGCCAUCCACAAACGCAAUCAAUCCCACAAAGAAAUGCACUGCCUCCAUCCUGGAGAUCUCUACCCCUUCACGAGGAAGCCCCUGUUUAUCAUCGUGGAUUCAUCGAAUAGUGUCGCAUACAAGAAUUUCACAAACUUAUUUGGACAGCCACUAGUCUGCUUGCUUUCUCCUACAGCAUAUCCAAAAGCUUUACAAGAUCAAUCUCAGCGAGGUAGCCUCUUCACGCUCUUUUUGAACAAUCCUCUAAUGGCCUUCCUAUUUGUCUCUGGAUUGUCAAGCAUGCGCAGAGGCCUGUGGGAAAAGUGUCAAGAAUAUCUUCGAAAAAUCAACCGCGAUAUUGCCCAGCUACUGACCCAUUCACGUUCAAUAGAUCAGGCAUUCCUCCAGUUUUUUGGAGAUGAAUUUCUUCGCUUGCUUCUCACAAGAUUUGUCUUUUGUUCAGCCACCAUGAGGAUGCACAAGAUUUUUCGGGAAACACGGAAUUACCCAGAAUCCUAUCCACAACUGCCAAGGGAUGAAACAGUGGAGAACCCUCAUCUCCAGAAGCACAUUUUGGAAUUGGCAUCCAUUCUGGAUGUUCGAAACGUGUUCUUUGAAAAUACCUUGGAUGACUAUUAA
Pipistrellus nathusii (Nathusius's pipistrelle) is the source of this 1821-nucleotide messenger RNA. The record is from the annotation of a GenBank genome assembly. NCBI's taxonomy places the organism in Eukaryota, Metazoa, Chordata, Mammalia, Chiroptera, Vespertilionidae.